Messenger RNA from Zea mays, 1296 nucleotides. RefSeq lists its product as uncharacterized. NCBI's taxonomy places the organism in Eukaryota, Viridiplantae, Streptophyta, Magnoliopsida, Poales, Poaceae. Bases 112 to 504 code for a protein of 130 amino acids. The record is from RefSeq and is a predicted model, not a curated record. The transcript is spliced from 2 exons.
UCGCCGCGUGCCUCCACCCCCUGACCCCCUCCAGCAUGUUGUUAUUACCGUGUCUGUGGCAGCCGGCCUCCUUCUCCAUCCAUAUGCACUAGCAGUAUCACCUCAUUUAAUAUGCGGCCGGCAUCGUCGCCAGAGCUCUCGAUAAGGCUCGCCAGAGCUCUCAUCUCAUACGCCGGAGGUGCUCCAGAGAGCAGGUGGUCCCUGAUCGCGAAUCAGCUGCCGGGGCGGACGGGCAACGACGUGAGGAACUGUUGGAACACGAAACUGAGCAAGCAGCUACGGCAGCGCGGGAUCGACCCCACCGCCCCAUCGCCGACCUCAUGCACAUCCUCACCAGCGCCCUCUCCCUACGGCGACGACGGCGCGGGAGAGAUCAUCGACGCCACCCUGGAGUCCUGGACUGCGACAAGAAGACGCGGGUGGACCAGCUCAUCGCCUAGCUGCUGGCCGACCCGGCCUACUACGCUGGCUCCUCCUCCGAGAUGGGCUGGAUCAUGGGCUUGAUGAAUGCUGAUUAAUUAGCGGUUAUACAAUGGAUCCAUGAGGCUAAAGCAAACUGACUGAAAUUUAGUCACUUUAGAGGCUAAAGUUUCAAACAUAAUGAACUAAAAGGGACUAAAAUGUUUUAGCUCCUUUAGCUUGUAAGGAAGAGUUAGGGGGUGUUUGGUUAGAGGGACUAAAGAUUAGUCUCUAGUUUUUAGUCCCAUUUAGUCCCUUUUUUGCCAAACACUAGGACUAAAAUAUGGACUAAAAUGAUUUAGUCUUUAGUCCUUCACAUAGGUGCUAAAAGAGACUAAAAGCCCACAUGAGUGUAUUCUAAGGGCAUUUGAGUCUUGUGGACAAUGUAUUUAAUGACUUGAGAAUCUAUUUAGUCCCUAGAACCAAACAAGUAGUGACUAAAGUUUAGUCCUAAGACUAAAGUUUAGUCCUAAGACUAAUUGAAACCAAACAUGGCCUUAAACUGGACUAAAACAGCUGGUCCCACACCCACACAUGCAACUUGCGCUUGCUGCUGCACCCGCGCUAGCUGCGGUUCUCCACCUUCCACUGCCUGGUCCCCACAUAGCAUUUAUGAUUUAAUGACUGCUUUAGUCACUUGUUCCAAACACGAGCUAAAUUUUAGUCAGUCACUUUGGUUUAGCCCCAUGGAUCUAAACAGGCCUUAAGGCUGCUCAGUACUUGCUAAUUGCUUUCAGUUACUAUGAACUUCGUCAUCAGGUGGUCAGCUGGUCAAACCUACCGACCUGAUCAUGUGUUUGUAACCUAUGGCUGGUAACUUGGCACGUCUCCUGACAA